AUGAAUCAUCUUGUUUCUCGCGCUGUUUGGGCCGACGAACGGCUGUAUGACGGUGCCACCGUUUUAACGCUGAUUGUCGGCACAUGUCUUGUGCUGAUAAUGUGUUUCGGGCUGGCAUACCUGUACUCGGGACUCGCCAGAAGAAAGUCUGCCUUACAUAUGAUAUUUAUAACGUUUGCGGCCAUUUGCAUCUCCCAGUUCCAGUGGUAUUUCUGGGGAUACUCCUUAGCUUUCUCCAGCACGGCUUCCAACAAGUUCAUUGGCAAUCUACACAACUUUGGGUACCAAAACCUCGGAACUCUGACCCAACUAAGUGACCGAGACGGAUAUCCAGAAAUGGCCUUUGCCAACUUCCAAGGAAUGUUCUCCACCAUCACCGUUUGCAUCUUGCUCGGAGCAGUGUGCGAAAGGGGACGGGUGCUACCUGCCAUGGUGUUCUCUUUCCUGUGGCUGACCUUGGUCUACUGCCCUGUCGCAUAUUGGGUUUGGGGUCCAGACGGCUGGGCCCAUAACUGGGGGGUUCUUGAUUACGCUGGGGGUGGCCCUGUCGAGAUCCUGUCUGGUUUUGGAGGCUUUGUUGUUUCUUAUUUUCUCGGAGAGCGCAGUCAGCAUCUGAUGGUCAACUUCAGACCUCACAACGUUUCGCUAAUUACCAUCGGAACAGCAAUGUUGUGGUUUGGGUGGCUCGGUUUCAACGGCCUCACCUGUGUUGAGCCAUCGUACAAGUCCAUUUAUGCCAUCAUGAACUCGAACCUGUGUGCUGCGUUUGGUGGAAUUACUUGGUGUUUGCUCGAUUUCCGCAUUAACCACCAUUUCUCCGCUGUUGGUCUGUGCUCCGGAAUAAUUUCCGGACUGGUGGCUGCUACGCCAACGUCGGGUUGCAUUCCGCUAUGGGCCUCGGUCAUCUUGGGAAUAGUGACCGGACUGGUGUGUAACUACGCCACCAAGAUCAAAGUUUGGAUGCGGGUCGACGAUAGUUUGGAUGUUAUGGCAGAGCACGGAAUGGCUGGUGUUCUGGGACUGAUUGUCGGAAACGCCUUCUUUGCCUCAUCAGAGGUGCUUGGCUACGACGGCUACACAGACCACCCGGGCGGAUGGUACAAUCGCAACUGGAAACAGAUGUAUAAACAGAUUGCCUAUGUCGGGGCAGUUGGAGGCUGGUGCGUGGUGGUCACGGGUAUCAUCUGCAUCGUGAUCAACCGGAUUCCGGGCCUCAACAUGCGUGCGAGCGAGGAGGGCGAGCAAAACGGAAUGGACGAGAACCAAAUCGGCGAAUUUGCAUACGAUUACGUCGAGGUGAGACGUAAUUUCUUCGACCUCCACACCAUGUCGCCAACAAACGAUCAACUAGAACGUUUCAACAAGGUGGAGCAGAUCGACCAGGCCGACCAGGAGCCUAUUGAACUGGGAGCCACCGACGAAACCGUCAAGGAGAAAGAUACAUAG
This is a messenger RNA of Ogataea philodendri, 1446 nucleotides long. RefSeq lists its product as uncharacterized. Gene Ontology annotation, biological process: ammonium transmembrane transport. Gene Ontology annotation, molecular function: ammonium channel activity. Gene Ontology annotation, cellular component: plasma membrane. The transcript has a single exon. NCBI's taxonomy places the organism in Eukaryota, Fungi, Ascomycota, Pichiomycetes, Pichiales, Pichiaceae. The record is from RefSeq and is a predicted model, not a curated record. Bases 1 to 1446 code for a protein of 481 amino acids.